This is a messenger RNA of Folsomia candida, 1200 nucleotides long. RefSeq lists its product as uncharacterized. The transcript is spliced from 5 exons. NCBI's taxonomy places the organism in Eukaryota, Metazoa, Arthropoda, Collembola, Entomobryomorpha, Isotomidae. The record is from RefSeq and is a predicted model, not a curated record. Bases 128 to 1030 code for a protein of 300 amino acids.
UGACGGCAUUCACUAACUUCAAACUUGUAUCGAGACGAAAGUCUAUAGUUCCAAUAUAUUGCUCUCGAGAAAUAUAAUAAUCACUUAAUUUAAUAAUUAAAAGAUUUAUUUUCCCAAAAAAAUAAGCAUGGAGAAACAAGCGGGUUGUAAAGUGGACACGAAGCAAGGCAGAUUAAAAUAUUGUCCCGUAAUUUCUGUUAAUGAGAGCCAAGUUGUAUGCCAAUUCCUAAACGAGUGCGAAUUUCCAUCAAUGUUAAUGACGAGCUACGUUGAACAUUUAUCUGUGGAACACGAAAUACCUGUGAAUUAUGGUCACGUCCAAUAUGUUGGAUUAUGUAUCCAAGAUUUGAAGAUAUUACAGGAUUUGUCACAAUGUUUCAUCAGUACACUUUUUGGCCAUUUUGGGCAGUUUUUUGGACUCACUUUCUUUCAAGAAGAGGAAAAUCUGUGUAUCACAGUCACCAAAAUUCCAACCGUCGGGAAAAUUACAGACAAUUUACUAUACCAAUUGCAACUUUUAGGCCCCGAUGGAUUAAUGCGAGAGAGCACUGGAAACAUUCGUACGUUGGAAGACAUCAAAAUAUCUGUGGACAUUGGGGAUUGUAUUCGCUUGAGAUAUAAAUCACUUUCGAAAUUUCAAGAUUCGACCAAAAAAUUGAUGUUCAAUGUCGCCAUGUUUGAUUCUAAAGGACCAUCAUCGACUGAAUUUGAAUGGGUUUAUGAGGACGACCUGGAAAUGGAAAAGUGUGGUCUGCCCAUAUCUGAAAAUGAAAAACGAGACAGUUCUAAUUAUGACGAUGAUGAUUUUACUCUUGUUCCUGGUAAUUUGUCUGAUUAUAUGGGCUACCUUGGUUGGGAAGCUGGAAUAAAGAAGGAAGAGCCAAAGUCUUUGAACGAAGUUAUCGAACGUUUUGGAAUAGAUAUUGGGCUCACCGGAUUUGAACGUGACGUAGCUGUAAAUUUCCAUUGCCCACAAUCAUUACGAAGAUUUCGAUUGUUCCAGACAAUGACAGACAAUGACAAAAUCUAACGCUUGAAUUUUAGUGGCGUAGAUUUUACUAUGCAGGGAUAAAUUGGCUUGGGCAGUAUUUAGUGGUAGAACUUUUAAUUUUAUGUUCAUGAUUUUUUUGGGAUUUUUAUUGUGAAAUUUUUGGACAUGAAUAAAUGACGAAUCGAUAAUACGUAUUACUAAUUUAACAA